AUGUUGGCUUCGCAAGACAACGCUGCAGAACUACAGCGUGAUGGGCUCGACUCUACACGACAAGAUCGUGUCCAGAAUUGGAAACCUUCAGGCCAUGAGUUGUUGGUCAUGCUCACACUGUCAGUCGUCUCGCUAAUGGUCAGCCUCGAUGCUACUACCAUCAUUACCUCUCUAUCGACAAUCGUCCGAGCAUUCGAUGCAAGCACAACCCAGGGCUUCUGGAUCGGGACCUCCUACCUCCUCACCUGUGCUGUGACGAUGCCUUUCACGGCAUCAAUCAGCAACAUCCUCGGUCGACCUCACUGCCUGUUUGCUUCAAUAUUGUUCUUCGCCGUCGGCACGAUACUGUGUGUCGUUGCACACGAUAUAGGUCUCCUACUUGCCGGAAGGUGCGUGCAGGGUGUUGGUGGUGGCGGCAUCAUAAUCCUCUCGGGGGUCAUAUUCACGGAUAUUGUGCCUUUGAGAUUCCGCCCGAAAUAUCUGGCGAUCAUCCAAGCAGCAUGGGCAUUAGGGACCGGUAUUGGGCCCCUUGUCGGAGGCGUCUUCGCAACGCCCCGACUCUGGCGCUGGGUGUUCUACCUGAUGUUCCCGUUCUGUGGCAUUGGCUUAAUCUGCGUCCCAGUAUUCGUCCGCCUCAAACCGCGCGACUCGACCUGGACAGAAAUGUUCAAUCGCGUAGACUGGCUCGGAGGCUUUCUGUUCAUCUCCUCAGCCACAUCCUUCCUCAUCGCAAUAUCCUGGGGAGGCACGCAAGAGCCAUGGUCCAGUUUCCGCACCAUCGUCCCUUUGGUCGUUGGCUCGGCAGGUCUCGUAGUCACGAUACUCUGGGAACGUUAUGGGGCUGCGGAACCUUUCCUCCGACACUCACUGUUCCAGAAUCGUUCAGCGUUCGCCGUGUACGCUGGUACAUUCUUUCAGGGGCUCCUGCUCUACGGCCAACUCUACUACAUACCCUUCUUCUUCGAGUCCGUCAAGCUUGACUCGCCUGUACGCACCGGGGUUUCACUGCUCGCAGUCACGCUCACCCUGGUCCCAAGUUCAGUGGUGUGUGGCGGUCUAAUCACCCGCAUAGGCACAUACCGCUGGGCCAUCUGGUCAGGGUGGAUCGUCCUCACGCUCGCCACAGGCCUGACGAUCAUCUGGGACGCCCAAACCAGCACUGCAGUCUGGGUCAUUGUCCUCAUUCUUCUUGGUCUCGGACACGGCUUGCUCUUGAACUCGCUUAACUGUGCUUCUCAAGCUGUUUCGCUGCCUGGCGAUGAGGGGGCCGCGUUCGCUAUGUACGCCUUCCUGCGCAGUUUAGGGAUGGCCAUUGGCUUGGGCAUCGGCGGGUCAGUCUUCCAGAACGUUAUGAGCGUCAAGCUGCGGGAUUUGGAUCUUGCUACGUCAAUUGCUCGGAAUGCUGAAGCGUAUAUCACUGUAUUGAAGGCGGGCAAUCAACCUGAUCUUGCAGCAGUGAUUGGUGCGUACGUCUACGGUUUCCGCGGGGUGUUCGCGUUCUUAUGCGGUCUGGGUGGAUUGGCGUUGGUGAUGUGCUGCUUCGUCGGGCACUUUGUAAUUGACAAGGAAUUGGAUACGGAGCACGAGCUUGACAGUACUCCUAGAGUGAGUUGGAGGUUGAGCAAGAUGACCAAGAACAGCCAGAGCCAGAGCGAGGGUCCGAGUCAGAGUCAACUUGCUAGUCCUAAAGGAAGUGAGCGUGGCGGUAUGGACACGGUUGUAUAA
This is a messenger RNA of Exophiala viscosa, 1725 nucleotides long. Its product is annotated as DNA repair protein RAD50. NCBI's taxonomy places the organism in Eukaryota, Fungi, Ascomycota, Eurotiomycetes, Chaetothyriales, Herpotrichiellaceae. Gene Ontology annotation, molecular function: transmembrane transporter activity. The record is from RefSeq and is a predicted model, not a curated record. Gene Ontology annotation, cellular component: plasma membrane. The transcript has 4 exons. Gene Ontology annotation, biological process: transmembrane transport. The coding region runs from base 1 to 1725 and encodes 574 amino acids.